UUCCCAUCAUUUCUUCUGGUUGUGCAAAACCUGAGAUAAAGAAUGAAGCUAAGCGAGUCAAGAGGCGAAGCAGAGAAGCACAAGAAGCCACAACAACAUUUCCGUCAUGAUCUUAAAAACAUGAUCUCCUCCUUAACCCACAUGGGAGCAGACAAGGCGGGACCAAGCCAAUAUGAAGAGGAGAAGGAGGAGGAUGGCAUCAGCGCUAUCACUCUCGCUGGCUCAAACCUUGGAGCCACCAUGAAGACCGAGCUUGACGAUAACCAAGGAGACAGCUACAAAAACGGCGGCGAAGAGCUUGAUUUUCUGACCACCUUCGUGAACAGCAACUUUCAGGCUGUGAACAACUCCAUAACGAUGGGCGCAAAGUACGAGACUCAUGACCCAGGAGUUCAUCUUGACAUCUCAGGCGAUAUGGAAAAGAAACCUUUGAUGACGGCACGUGCGAGGGGGUCGAGGGAAAGGAAGGGGAAAACUCCUGCUAGAAGAGAUCGUCGAGAAUCCGAACAUAAAGGUUGAUUCGUAGCUUCAAGAACAAAUCAUUUUGGCUUCUGUGUUAAUUAAUCUAUUCUCUAAAUAAUCAGAAAAGUGGUGCAUGCCAAAGCACUUUACUCUUUCUUGAAGGUUGUUUUUUUUUCGAUUGCGCUCAUCAUCAAACACGUUCGAUAUGCAGUCUACUCUCGGUAUAAAUAAAAUUCGUUAUCACCUUGUA
This is a messenger RNA of Brassica oleracea var. oleracea, 712 nucleotides long. RefSeq lists its product as uncharacterized. The transcript has a single exon. The coding region runs from base 43 to 519 and encodes 158 amino acids. Lineage: Eukaryota; Viridiplantae; Streptophyta; Magnoliopsida; Brassicales; Brassicaceae. The record is from RefSeq and is a predicted model, not a curated record.